Molecule: messenger RNA, 488 nt
Organism: Lentinula edodes (shiitake mushroom)
Lineage: Eukaryota; Fungi; Basidiomycota; Agaricomycetes; Agaricales; Omphalotaceae
Exons: 2
Coding region: 276-476 (66 amino acids)
Source: RefSeq, a predicted model, not a curated record
UCCAGAUUUUACAACGUGAUAGUAAAUAUUCUACUUCCUAUCCUAUCAACGUACAUUGAUGCUAACCAUCUUGUGUAGGUCCUCUGGACCUAUACAUUAAAGUUGGUCGCAGGCUCCCUAGAGCACUGCCCAAUGGCACAGUCAUAUAUGGACCAGUCCGUUCCGAUAAGCAAGAGUACAGUGCGAAUGAAAUCUGGACCAUAUCCCUUGGCCGUAAUCACGUCUUCAAACCUCGACCAUACAUUCUGGCGGCGAGCACGACGUUGAAUUGGAAGAUGGAAACAAUCGAACCAUCCCAGCAGGGUAUUUAUAGGUACUAUGCAAUUCAAAAGGAAGGCAUCGUAGGGAAGCUUGAUAGUCUCAAUGAGAUAAUAGAGGAUUUAAAGAAGCUGAAUAUAGUGGCAUGGGGUGAUGUCAAAUGGGAGGGGAUGUAUACCGAGAUGAAGGCGCUUCUGAGGAUGCCAUUAGCCGGAUGAAACCAUCUUAUU